AUGAUCGAGAAUAGGCGGCGGCAAACGGGGGAGGGCAGAAGCAGACAGAAAUCUCUGCCUGUCCUGUUUAGGAUUGAAAUGGACGUAGUGCGUCACUGGCGGAUGAAAAUUCAAAACAAGAAUUUGGGGUGUGAAAUUGACAGUGAGAGUUGGGUUGGUCUUCUUCAAUUUGGCCUCUCGCUGCACUACUUGGCCUCUCUUUCGACGAAGCGCUUCUCCGUCAACAGCAAUCGCAGGUACGCCGAGAAAGGGAAGAAACCGCCGCCGCCAGAAGUGUUGCCAGUCCCCGGAAGGAUUUGCCGCCGCCGGCGGAUUAGGUUCCGCCUAAUGCUAUUCUUGCUCCAAUUCCGAUUUCAGAGGGAGUUUAAGCAAGAUGCAUUGAGGCUAUAUGGAAACCUUGUGCAGAUAGAAAAAGUGCAGAAGGGCAUUGAAAUGUAACGACACUGGGUAUAUAUUGGAGGCUUAAAUCAACAAAGAGUUGCGAUUCACCGGAGUUGUACCCUUUGAUUUGAAUUUCUUCUUGUUUUGUGAUGUGGUUAAUCAAAUAACCGAAUCUUCAGGCAGG
This is a messenger RNA of Ipomoea triloba (trilobed morning glory), 565 nucleotides long. RefSeq lists its product as uncharacterized. The record is from RefSeq and is a predicted model, not a curated record. The transcript is spliced from 5 exons. Bases 1 to 438 code for a protein of 145 amino acids. Lineage: Eukaryota; Viridiplantae; Streptophyta; Magnoliopsida; Solanales; Convolvulaceae.